Messenger RNA from Mycotypha africana, 1179 nucleotides. RefSeq names its product phosphoribosyltransferase-like protein. The transcript is spliced from 3 exons. The record is from RefSeq and is a predicted model, not a curated record. Gene Ontology annotation, biological process: ribonucleoside monophosphate biosynthetic process; purine nucleotide biosynthetic process; 5-phosphoribose 1-diphosphate biosynthetic process. NCBI's taxonomy places the organism in Eukaryota, Fungi, Mucoromycota, Mucoromycetes, Mucorales, Mycotyphaceae. The coding region runs from base 1 to 1179 and encodes 392 amino acids. Gene Ontology annotation, cellular component: cytoplasm; ribose phosphate diphosphokinase complex. Gene Ontology annotation, molecular function: ribose phosphate diphosphokinase activity; magnesium ion binding.
AUGAGAAGACCUGUUGUGUUGAGUGGAUCGUCCCACCCAAAGCUUGCUCAAGAAAUAUGCGAUCGUCUUGGUGUCGAUGUAGGGAAAUCACGUUUGUCUAAAUUCAGCAAUAAUGAAACCAGUGUUGAACUAUACGAAUCUGUCCGUGAGCAAGACGUUUUUAUUAUCCAAUCUGGCUGUGGACAUGUCAACGAUAACUUUUUUGAGCUUUGCAUCAUGAUUCAGGCGUGCAAAACAGCGUCCGCUCGUAAAGUGAUUGCGGUAUUACCUUUUUUCCCUUACUCAAGACAGCCAGAUGCACCAUUCAAACGAUCAGGUGCCCCUUUUAUUCGGGCACCGCCAAUGACAGUACCUUCUACGCCUAGAAAUGUAUCUGUUCCCUCUACACCCAAAAAUGAAACACAACAGCAGCAGAAACAACAACAGCAACAACAACAACAACAACAACAACAACAGCAGCAGCAGCAACAGUCGAUGUCCAACUCAAAUAAUAACAACAAUAGUGAUGGUUAUAAACAAUGGGUUGCAAGAUCAGGUACCUUGAUUGCUGACUUAUUAAGUUGUGCUGGUGCUGAUCAUAUUAUUACGAUGGAUCUUCAUGAUGCGCAAUUUCAAGGCUUUUUUGAUUGUCCUGUGGAUAAUCUAUCUUCGUUACCCUCUAUGGCAAAAUAUAUUUAUCGCAACAUACCCAAUUAUCAAGAAGCCGUCAUUGUUUCCCCAGAUGCAGGUGGCGCCAAACGUGCCACUUCCAUUGCAGAGAAACUUCAUAUGGACUUUGCGCUCAUUCACAAAGAACGUCGACGACCUGACAAGCCUCAAAAGCACGAUCUCAUGCUGGUUGGCGACGUACGUGAUAAAGUAUGUAUCUUGAUCGAUGAUAUUGCCGAUACCUCCUUUACGAUCACCAAGGCUGCCAAGCUAUUGCAUGAAAACGGCGCGACAAAGAUUUAUGCUCUGAUAACGCAUGCUAUUCUCUCAGGAGAUGCUGUGGAGCGUAUUCAACAGAGUUAUCUGGAUCAUGUCAUUGUGAGUGAUUCGGUGCCUCAAGAAGAACAUUUGAGAAGAAGCUCCAAGUUUAGAGUGUUGCCUGUUGCUCCUUUGUUUGCAGAAGCGAUCAGACGAAUUCAUUUCGGUGAAAGUGUGAGCGUUUUAUUUGAUUCCAAAUAUGAAUUAUCUUAG